UCUCUCCCUCAGAGAAUAUAUCCCACUCUCUGAAUUCUCUCUCUCUCCACUCUCUCUCGGUCUGUGUAGAUCUGUGGUGCAGAAAUGCAAGAACAACCCACGAGCUCCAUUGCAACGAGCUCUUUACCUUCAAGCAGUGAAAGAUCUUCCAGCUCUGCUCUCCAUGCUGAACUCAAAGAAGGUAUGGAGAGUGAUGACGAGAUCAGGAGAGUGCCGGAGAUUGGCGGAGAGGCCGCCGGCGUGUCAGCAUCAGGCCGAGGCGGCAGUUCGGUGGCCGGUCCGGGCCGGGUUCAGGGCUCAGCAGAGGGUCCAAGGAAGAGAGGGAGAAGCCCGGCUGACUUAGAAAACAAGCGGCUGAAGAGGCUGCUGAGGAACAGAGUGUCUGCCCAACAAGCAAGAGAGAGGAAGAAGGCAUACUUGGGUGAGUUGGAAUUGAGGGUUAAAGAGUUGGAGAAGAAGAACUCUGAGCUGGAGGAGAGGCUGUCCACUUUGCAAAAUGAAAACCAGAUGCUUCGACAAAUAUUGAAGAACACAACAGCUGGCAUGCAGGAGGGGAAGAAGUAGAUUUGGAUGAGUUUUUUUUGUUGCCAGAUAAAGCAUUGGAAAAGGGCAAUACGGACUGUUAGGCUUGCUUUAAACACGCUACAAAGAUGGAGAGUAACCUUUGAAGUGGUUAAAUACAAAGUCUAAAAUUUGAUAUUCAUGAUUUAAUUAAGAUGGAUUUAAUUCGCCCAAAUAAGUUUUUCCCACGCAUGAAGGAUGAUUGAUACGUGAAACCAAGCUAAUCAAAUACUUUUGUAAAAUGUGCAUCUUUGAACUACCUUUUAUAUAUUUACUAUUAUUUUAUUUUA
Cornus florida is the source of this 851-nucleotide messenger RNA. RefSeq names its product transcription factor HY5-like. Gene Ontology annotation, biological process: red or far-red light signaling pathway; response to far red light; response to red light. The record is from RefSeq and is a predicted model, not a curated record. The coding region runs from base 85 to 564 and encodes 159 amino acids. Gene Ontology annotation, cellular component: nucleus. NCBI's taxonomy places the organism in Eukaryota, Viridiplantae, Streptophyta, Magnoliopsida, Cornales, Cornaceae. The transcript is spliced from 5 exons. Gene Ontology annotation, molecular function: DNA-binding transcription factor activity, RNA polymerase II-specific.